GUUGAGAAGGAUGGAAAGCCAGUGCGACAAAAAAUUUAUUAAAGAUGACCGGUGACCAUUCUUUGUUCUUCCUUCAGUUCACCGCCAUUCUCGACACGGUACUGCAGAAACUAUCCCGUUAUGAUGAAGGAACUUUGUUAGCGUCAAUAUUCUCCUUCGCGAAACAAACGACGAGUGGAACAUCCAGCGGCGAUUUGGGCCGCGAAUACGUCAACUGUCUGCGCUCGUCCAUGGAGCAGAUCCGGCAGAAGGUCAUCGAUGAUCUGUUCACCCUGGCGCUCUUCGAGAAGCUGUACACGUCGCAGAUGACCAUGAUCUGCAACUGGCUGACGGAGCGAGUCGAUCGCACACUGCAUUCCUACCAAGUGAACUGUCUUUCCUUUCUGAUCAAGAAAACCUUCGCGGAAUUCGAACAUUCGCGGCAAGGUAUCCCCGAGGAUGUGCUGAACUUCAAGAACUACCAGACCAUCCAGAACCGGAUGCGUCUGGAGGAGGCCACGGCGGCCGUGUCGGAGGCCAGCAGUGCCACGCGCAGUCCCCGCACCUCGGCGCUGGGCAUGUUCGAGAAGGCCAAGAAGCUGGCGCUGUCGUAAACGACCGGCAAUGA
Molecule: messenger RNA, 607 nt
Organism: Paramacrobiotus metropolitanus
Lineage: Eukaryota; Metazoa; Tardigrada; Eutardigrada; Parachela; Macrobiotidae
Product: calcium-dependent secretion activator-like
Exons: 3
Coding region: 45-593 (182 amino acids)
Biological process (GO): dense core granule exocytosis; synaptic vesicle exocytosis
Source: RefSeq, a predicted model, not a curated record